AUGCCGGGACCGAGACUCAGGGCACACUCACAGGCUAACCCAAUCUCGGCGACUCUCCUUUCCCCCCUGAACGCUCGCCCCACAAAUCAUCACUCGCUGCCCCAUCGCGCCCUCGUCACGCCUCAGCCUGCCUACCCUGGCGCUUCGCCCGACCUUGACCGUUCAGUAGCCGCUGCCGGCCUGCCUCAGGGCCGCAGCCCAUCCUUUCUUCGCGGUUACGACCCCAAAGACUAUUUCACGCAGUCUCCCUUUCGGAAUCGUGCAGCCUCCUCCGCUGCCCGUCGCCUACCUCACCUUUCUGCUGCUCGUCUCUGGAACCCAACGAACUCGACCCCGCGACUCCCUGAGAAGACCAUUCGCAAACGACGUCCAUCGACACCGCCUCCUCCCGCAGUUCCUCUAUCACAUCCGACCCUCGAUCCCUACUCCGUCGAUCCCUCCGAUCCCUUGGGCAUCGGCGCAGGCGAUUACCCGCUUUUGACACUCCCCGAACAACGUCAGACUAGACAUUCCACGUCGAAUCGCGCAAGCCUCCAGCUCGACAGAAACGCCGAACACCGCAUCAGCCUUCCGCCCUCGGUUCGUCACUCAUACGACGGAAGAAGAUCCGCCGACCCUUCGCCGACGUUUCAAGACCCCGACUCUGGCCUGGGUGACGAUAAAGGCGACGCGCCUGCAGAACCACCCGUCGAACCUCGAGUUACUGGCCUUCGAAAGCGAGGUCAAAGCGUGUCAAACCCUCUGGUCGUGGACUUCGCCUACGUCGACAAGGGCAAAGGAAAAGCAAUCAUGGAGCAGACUACCGAGGCACAGGUGCGGGGGACUUCUAAGGACUUGGAGCGUGGACCUGAUGUGCUUCCACGCAUUUCCAAUGUGUCGGCCGGCGAUGGAAUCGGCUCGGCUAUAUCCUCAUCGAACUCAUCUAUCAUGGGAGAGGAAUUGCCGCCAGAUCUCGGCGAGGAAUGGGGCCCCCAGCACCCGUGUUUCCCGCAUCUAAAUCCCCACGUUCCGAUCGACUCUCCCGAGUAUCACAACACGCGUAUCAUUCGCAUUCGGCGGGACUGGUUGUUGGAAGGAGAUUUGGCUCCGACGUUCUCAAAUCUGUACCCCGAAAUUCUUGACCCGGCUGGUUUGUCAGAGCAAGAGUUCCGCCGUAUCAUCGACAGGCUGAACGGUGAGCUUGUGCCAAUAUUCAGCCCAUACAACUGGAGAAACAUAAUGGACAGUGUUCUGGGUUUGGUGACGGGGUGGUUGUGGGAUGACUUGGGCUUCACUGGCGUCAAGGCCCGGCUGAAGCGUCUGGAACGGUGGGUAGACCAAUGGAACAACGAGAUGGAGAAGACGGUGGGUAACGAAGACCCCUCAAUGGCGCCGCGCAUCAUUUCGUUGAGGCGGACGGGUUACAUGACUCUGGACAUACAGAUUCCCGAUCCUGAAAUCGCCCCGGCCCCGAGCACACCAACAGGGUCGGGGAACAUGCCCAUGGAGCCUCCGGCUGCCGUGACGGCAUGA
Messenger RNA from Colletotrichum siamense, 1512 nucleotides. RefSeq names its product Ras modification protein ERF4 (gene ERF4). Bases 1 to 1512 code for a protein of 503 amino acids. Gene Ontology annotation, biological process: protein targeting to membrane; peptidyl-L-cysteine S-palmitoylation. Lineage: Eukaryota; Fungi; Ascomycota; Sordariomycetes; Glomerellales; Glomerellaceae. The transcript has 3 exons. The record is from RefSeq and is a predicted model, not a curated record. Gene Ontology annotation, cellular component: extrinsic component of endoplasmic reticulum membrane; endoplasmic reticulum palmitoyltransferase complex.